GAUUUCUCUCCCCUCUCUCUCUCUCACUCACUCUCAGUCCUCUCAGUCGUUUCUUGUUUCUUCUUCCCCAAGAAGACGAAGAGCUUGAGAAAUUCGGAAAUCCAAUGGGCGGCCUCUGCGCGGGACAGCGAGCGAGGGUUAGGCGAGAUUUUCUGGAGUUCACUCCCCCGACGGGAGACUUGACCGCUUUCCAGCCAGGGGAGCUCCAACAAAUCAUCGAGCAAGGGAAUCAACUCGGCGACGGAGGGUGCGGCACCAUCUUUGGUGGAGCUCUGCCAGAACACGGCGAGGUUGCUGUCAAAGUCAUCAAUGAGAAUGGGCCACAAGGAAUAGAAGAGCUCGAAAACGAGUUAAACAUUUUGUACACUGUUAGGCACACUAGUGUCAUUCGACCUGUUGGAUUCUGCAUGGCGAGGGGCUUGGACUCGAUCGUAUUCCCUCGGAUGAGCUCUGGAACUUUGGAGAAACACCUCCAUGAUGUCAACAAUGGACAGUUACUGGAAUGGAAUGUUAGACUAGAUAUUGCAUGUGAGGUGAUCCAGGGAUUGAGUUACUUACAGAAUAACGAUAUAGUGCAUCGAGACAUCAAGUCGUCCAACGUACUUCUAGAUGAGGAGUUUCACGCAAAACUUUCGGAUUUCGGAUUUGCAAAGGUGAUACGGCCGGACGACCCUCCUAAAUUGAGAAUACGGGAGGGGACGAUAGGGUACUGUCCCCCCGAGACAAAUGUCGGUUUCAAAACUGACGUAUACAGCUUCGGGGUACUUCUGUUGGAGCUCGUCACGGGACAAACAGCUUAUGAGGUGAACAGAGCCCCAGGACGCGAGUUAGCCAAAUGGGCUGAACCAGUGAUAAAUGCGGCUAUGAACAAUAACGACUUCACUAGGGUGGUUGAUGGCAGACUACAAGGAAGGGCUAACAUGGAUGGGGUGAGAAGAGCUUGUGUUAUCGCUCGGCUAUGUACUAACGAUGAUGUGAAUGAGCGCUACAGUUUACCAGCAACGUUGUCUGCUGUGCUGACAUUAAGGGCAGAUUUCAGGUUUGAUGAAGAAGGGCCGCCUCUUUGAUGUACGUACGUACGUACGUACGUGUAAGUCUUUGAUUGAGACUGGUUCCAAGAUAAGACAAGUGCAACAAUAUAUGUCUUGACUGUGCUCAUUUGGCUUGGCUUGGUUUGUUUAAUUAAUUAUUCCAGUACGUACAGUUUGUUUGACUGCUCUCAUUGAUUGUGCAGGGAUCCAUCCAUUACAUUACAUUCAGUGACAUCGAGUGCGUGGCAUUGGGAAUUGUUGGUGCAGGAUUCUUAGUGCAGAUGCAAGUUGCAUGGAAACAUAUAUAGUGAACAAGUGUAGGAAGUUUAUCAGAGUGUAAUGAAGUCUAUUUUGCUUCCAAGACUUGUUGAGCAACAGAAUCGAGAGUUAUGAUUUUGUGCUUGUUUUGUGACACAGGUGCUACUUUGGAUUUUAUAACCUGAUGAUUGGAUUAAGAUUUCAGUGGCUUGAGUUAAAGUCGCUGUUUGAUGAUCUUUGAUUUGUUUGACAACUAUUAUGGAAUUGCAGGAGCUAGAAUAUAAAUUUGCCUGUAUA
This is a messenger RNA of Linum trigynum, 1586 nucleotides long. Lineage: Eukaryota; Viridiplantae; Streptophyta; Magnoliopsida; Malpighiales; Linaceae. The record is from the annotation of a GenBank genome assembly.